AUGGUAGGAGACACCGUGACUAUUCCAGGAAACUUCUCCUAUGGCCACAAUGAAGCCGUCAUUGCUCUCACAUGGGCCAAACUCGACCCAAGGCAGGAAGGAAAACGCCAUUUUGUCCACAUGUUUACUCCCAAUGGAACGUCGGUGGCAUCUGACGAACUGAAGGGAAGAGCCGUUUUCCACAAGAACGGGUCUUUCACCAUCCGGGACAUUCGGGAGGAAGACGAGGGGCAAUACGUCAUGACUUUACUCAUCGACGUCAUCGGGCAACGAGAGCAUUUUGUAAAGUUGGAAGUUGUCGUACCACCAGUGGUUGACUUGGGCGUGAAGAGUCCGUACGGAGCUCCUAUAGGAUCGGACCUCCGUCUCAACUGUACCAUCGACAAGAGCAACUCUCUGGUUUACUCCGUCAGCUGGUUCAAAGAUGGCCGCCCUCUCAAGUUGCAAAAAUUUGACUACGAGGACAAGGUGUUUUAUAGGUCGUCCAUAGUACUGAGAAACUUUACAUCAGCUGACAGCGGAAACUACUCUUGUGUUGCAAAAUCGCUGAAAACGCAGGAAACUGGAAGCGCCAUAUUAGAAGCAACUUACCCUGCUCGGGUUACCAACAUUUCUACUCAGCCAAGCAUCACAGCAGGAGAGAGCACGACACUCUGGUGCACGACUGCAGGCAACCCUCCUCCUAAAGUCACCUGGUACAAAAAUGGCCGCAAAAUAUACACCGGAGUUACCACAGAGGGAAACGUGACCUUCGUAAAGAUAAAGAGAGCGCGGACUUCAGACAUCGGGAAGUACAGAUGUGCGGCGGCUAAUGGACUUGGCGAGGAUUCAAGAACUGUUUAUCUGUCUGUUGGUGGCAUGGAGGUUACGGCAUCAUCGUCAUCAUCAGAAAUGACCAUAUCUGAGCGUUGGUUGGAGUUUGGCAUCAUCGUGGGCGGGGCCGUGGUCGGAACAACUCUGUUGCUGACGUCAUUCCUCAUUAUAAUAUUCGUUGCCAAGCGACGGAGGUCCAAGAGCGGCGGAUGUCAAACCUGCCACGUGUUGGCCAUCAGUCACAGCCAGCCUAAUCUGCACAUGAUAGGGGACGAUACGAGCCGGCAAUCACACACAGCGGGAAACCUUGACCCUGAAAAACCUCUGUCAGGUCGAUACCUUGCCAGGGCAAUACGGGACUAUAAACCAACACAGGAGGGCGGUCUUACACUCGAGGUCAACGAUGUCGUAGAGUUACUGUAUAUGGGAAGAGACGGCUGGUGGUACGGGUAUCUCAGAGGGAGCUUCGGCUUCUUUCCUUCACGAGCCGUCACCAUGAUCACUGGGAGAAGACGCUUGUCUAUGGGGAUCAAGGAACUAUCCCAGGACGACAUUGCCCCUGCCCGAAACUGCUCCUCGUGCCAGUGUCAACAGGCAGCCAAUUUCCUACGAUGA
Molecule: messenger RNA, 1428 nt
Organism: Branchiostoma belcheri (Belcher's lancelet)
Lineage: Eukaryota; Metazoa; Chordata; Leptocardii; Amphioxiformes; Branchiostomatidae
Product: hemicentin-1-like
Exons: 7
Coding region: 1-1428 (475 amino acids)
Molecular function (GO): protein binding
Source: RefSeq, a predicted model, not a curated record